GCGGCGGUGUGAGGCCCCGCCGGUCGCGGUGCUGCCGGCCCGUAGGAUGCCGCUCCGCGCUCUGCUGAGGGCCGCGGCCUCGCUGCGCGGCUGCGGUGCCGGGGCGCUGCCGCCCGCCGCCGUGCCCGGGAGGCGGCCGGUGCCCCCGUGCCCGCAGCAGGCCGGCGGCAUGGCCACCCUGAACCAGAUGCACCGGCAGGGCCGGCCCAAGCCGCCCCCUCCCAAGGUGGGGGCCACCUUCGGCCGCCCCCAGAUCAAGGGGGUGGUGAUCAAGAACCUGAUCCGGAAGCCCAAGAAGCCCAACUCGGCCAACCGCAAAUGCGCGCGGGUGCGGCUGAGCAACGGGAAGGAGGUGGUGUGCUUCAUCCCCGGCGAGGGCCACAACCUGCAGGAGCACCACGUCGUGCUGGUGCAGGGCGGCCGCACCCAGGACCUGCCGGGGGUGAAGCUCACCAUCGUGCGGGGCAAGUACGACUGCGCCCACGUCCAGAAGAAGAAGUGA
Messenger RNA from Gymnogyps californianus (California condor), 502 nucleotides. It is a transcript of the gene MRPS12, whose product is annotated as mitochondrial ribosomal protein S12. The transcript is spliced from 3 exons. NCBI's taxonomy places the organism in Eukaryota, Metazoa, Chordata, Aves, Accipitriformes, Cathartidae. The record is from RefSeq and is a predicted model, not a curated record. Gene Ontology annotation, biological process: translation. Bases 47 to 502 code for a protein of 151 amino acids. Gene Ontology annotation, molecular function: structural constituent of ribosome. Gene Ontology annotation, cellular component: small ribosomal subunit; ribosome.